UUUCCGCGUCGUUGAGUUGUGCAUUUGGUUGUCAGUUUACAAAUGACAAAUUGAAAAUGAUUUUAAAUUUAGCGAAAACACAACACAUCCUUGGCGCGCAGAGUGUGUUGCUCUUAUUCGGUGUAGGUUGUCUUGUUAGUGGCGCGACGCAUGAUGAAUUGCCACAGUGCAGCCUCUCGGGUGUUUAUAAGACACGACAGAGCGUUGUGGAGUCACCGAAUUAUCCAAAUAAUUAUCCGACCAGCACCUGUUGGGAUUACGUGAUACGCUCGCCUUACCGUUGUCCAACAAAGUUCCAUAUACAAUUCUUAGAUUUUCAUCUUGAAUCAUCGCCGAAUUGCACAAACGAUUACUUGGCCAUUGGUGUGGAGAAUGAUGGCGAUGAUAUGGAUUUGCUAUGCGGUCAAGUAAUUGGCAUUAAAAAGUAUCACACACCAGGCGGUAUAUUGCGGCUGCGUUUCUUUUCGGACAGUUCGCCAUGGACGACGGCGCGCGGUUUCAAAUUGUUGAUCACACGUUUGGCUUGCGAGCGCGAGGAUUAUUUACGCGAAAACCUCGAUACAAAUGACGAGGAUACCGAGGAGGUAUUAGCGCCUUCGUCGAAUUUCCAACCACCGCAGGCCAUUAUUCCGCAAUUAUUUCGUAAUUGGACACAAGUGGAACAGCAUAGACCGUAUCCUACACCGCCGUUAUUCGGUUGGAACUUACCAGCGCCGCCACCGCCCACUAUUGGUAAUUUAUACGGGCCGUUGCCAAUUCCGCAAUACAAUAAACUCACCGAAAGCAUUAAGCCUUGCAAACCCGAGCAAACAUAUUUGAGUCCAUUUCCGGCAUAUCCACAAUAUCCAGCCUUGGGUUAUAGGAGUAAUGACGUGCAGAAGCCUGUGAGUUCUGAUCAGUAUGUCGGUGAUUGGCAGUUGGGCGCGCAAGCUAAGCAAUUGGGUGGAGAACAAGAGCAGACAUUGAAAACUAAAUCUUUGGUUAAGUCGGUGAGUGAUCCGCAACCGCGUCAACAAUUUUUCGGUGCCGCUUUGCCUGGGGCGCAACUUGCUGGCUUGCACCCUAGCGCGCUGUCACCACUUAACCCGCCGUUUGGCGUUGCUCCUUUUGGUGCUUCGCAGCCACCAACCUUAGAGGAUGGUAGUGCGCUAUUCGAUAAUACUCAAGGAGUCGUUACAACGGCAUCUACACAGCAUUGCUGUACAUCAUCCUUUCAUCAGAAGCGCUUCUAUCUCUCCAGCCCGGGAUUUCCACGCACUGCUUUCACGUCACUCUUGCCAACGCAACAACGUGAUUGCCAAUUUGGCUUGGAAAAGAAUGCUGAUAACAUAUGUCGCCUGCGCGUGGAAUUCAAAUUUUUCGAUUUUGGUCAAACUUAUGUGGGCACUGGCGCAACGCAGGGCAAUCUCAAUGUGGCCAUCAGCACAAGUAGAGAUGUCUGCACCGAAGACUUCAUCGAAAUCAAUGGUGAACGCUUUUGCGGCUGUCGCACUGGCUAUAUUUACACAAGCCCUUGGGGCUUAGGCGCUAAACAGAUACGUAUGCGUAUGGGCUAUUCGGGAGUAUCAUCGAGUGGUUUCUUGCUUGAGAUCUACCAAGAGGAAUGUCAAGAGACCGCCUUCGUACAGCCGCAACGUCCAGCACAUGAUACUCCGACAACUAUUUCACGUCCGAGCCAAGUUGGCGUCGGUCAACAAAAUGUCAUUAACAACAAAAAUGUAAAUAACCCUCUGCAACAAACCAUAUUUAGUCAACAACAAUUGCCCGUCUAUCAGCAGCCACCUUACUUUGCGCAAUCACCACAAACACUCAUAUCACCAGAUCAGAUACCAUAUCGUCCACUUCAAACUCCAACCGUUAAUCCCUUCUUGGCCGCACAACAGCAGCAAUUCUGGCCACCGGUCCCACAGCAGCCAUUGGCCGGCCUGCCAAGCCCAUUCCCACCGUUUGGUGUGCCGCCAGUGCCGCUUUACCGUCAUGCGCGCACUUCGAGCUCGAUUGCAGCGGCGAGCACACAACAACCAAUGACCGUCGUCGAGACUAAUUCGACACGCAAAGAAUACUAUUACUAUGAUGGCGACGAGGCGUUUGGUCGCCUACGUGCCGGCGAUGAGCCGGACGAUGUGGAUCGCAAUGGAGUAACGCCGUCGGCAGGGGUGCGCGAUCGUUGCAGUUACACGACAAUGGAUGCGCUACGCUUGACCGUGGACACAUUGUGGAUAACCAAGCCCACUUGUUAUGCACCGUUGCGCAGUUGGUUUAGCAACAUUUUCGGUUAAGCAGAUGCCGAUAUUGACACCCGAAUUCUUAUGUAAUAAAGAGAUUAUGCUGUGUACACAAGUGUGUGAGAUAAACGAAAUAAAAUCGCCGAGCUGCUCGCGCUCAAAUAAAUUUAGACCUCCAAA
This is a messenger RNA of Bactrocera tryoni, 2405 nucleotides long. RefSeq lists its product as uncharacterized. Gene Ontology annotation, molecular function: serine-type endopeptidase activity. NCBI's taxonomy places the organism in Eukaryota, Metazoa, Arthropoda, Insecta, Diptera, Tephritidae. The coding region runs from base 57 to 2279 and encodes 740 amino acids. The record is from RefSeq and is a predicted model, not a curated record. The transcript has a single exon.